Messenger RNA from Owenia fusiformis, 715 nucleotides. The record is from the annotation of a GenBank genome assembly. Lineage: Eukaryota; Metazoa; Annelida; Polychaeta; Sabellida; Oweniidae.
GAAAGUUCUUAGCUCUGCAAUAAUCCAUCAAAUUGUUGCUCUUUACAAUAAUAGACACAUUUAACAUUGUGACUGAACAGGUAUUAGAUGUUUUUAUCCAGUGUGCAUAGAUGCAUGACAAAGUCUAUUGGCAACAUACUUCCCAGUGCCAUUAAUCAAUCCAGGUCUGCGUCACAUCGUGAAAAUGCCAGAAUUGUUUUCUGUAGUUAAUUUACUUGAGGGAAUACUGGACUAACAACAAUAAGUGUUGUGCUUAACACAGACAAUGUUGAAGGAAGCUUCUAUAUUAGCACUACUGAUGGUCAGUCUGUUGAAGGCCCAGGGGGUUCAUCAGGAAGAUACUGGUGUGAAUACUGAUGAGCCAAGGUAUGAGGCAGUGAGAAGGGGUGAAGAUGGAUAUUGUAAACCACCAUGUUCAAGACGUGAUCUAUGUUGCCGUGACACACAGGAUACUGCGGUAGACACAUUCUGUGCAAGGAGACUCACUGACUCAUCAGAUGACCAAAGUUGUCGAGAUUCAAGAGUGAACACAGACACUGUUAAAAAGGGUUUAGGUCAUGGUGCUGGUGCUGCAGAUGAGCCACAAGAGAACAUUGCAUUGGUCAACCAGGAAGACAUGGGUGUAGAAACUGGUGAGCCAAGAUACGAGGCAGUGAAAAGGGGUGAAGAUGGAUAUUGUCAUCCACCAUGUUCAAGACGUGAUCUAUGUUGCCGU